AUGACCACUCAGCGACGACUGUCGCCCCUCCUCUUCGCUCUCUUCCUGGUGUUCUUCUUCUUCUUCAUCUUCCAUACGACACAUCUCACUACAUCCUUGCGACAUGUACCAAAAGUGAUAGGGUUGAGCGAGGAUGAAGAGCCAGAGUCCGAGAACGUCCUCCUGGAAUCGCACGAGUCCAAGAAUAUGCAUACAUUCGCAAAUCCGAAUCCAGCUUUUGUCCCCGGUACUCCGAAACAUCCCAACGCGGAAUACACGAAAACCUUGGUGAUAGGGCGAAAGAAAGAGGAGAACACACUCUGGGUGGAUACAGAAUUGGAGGACAUGCUCGCUCCUAAGGGACCGCUACGGACGGCCAUAUACGUGGUAGACGACAAGAAUGCAGAACUGCACACCCCAAAGAACAAGGGACAUGAAGCGAUGGUAUACCUUUCGUACAUCAUCGACAACUACAACAAUCUCUCUGAUGUCAGCAUCUUCAUGCACGCACACCGUUAUGCCUGGCACAACAACGAUAUUAUGGAUCUCGACUCUGCUCAAAUGAUUCGCAAUCUCAACCCCAAUCAUGUCAUCCGACAUGGCUAUGUCAAUCUCCGCUGUCAUUGGUCUCCUGGCUGUCCUGCCGAGAUCAGUGGUAUCCAUCCUGGAGCGCUGGUCGCUAAUGCCCAGAGGCAGGAAGAGAUGAUCAUUGCGGAAGCCUGGAGCGAGAUAUUCCCUUUGGACCCUAUCCCACCUACACUAUCGCAGCCCUGUUGCGCGCAAUUCGCUAUCAGUAGGGAGCGCAUACAGGCUGUUCCUCUGUCCAAAUACAUUUACUACAGAGACUGGCUACUGAAGACACCGCUCUCCGACAGUCUAUCGGGCAGAGUAUUUGAGCAGAUCUGGAUCUUUAUUUUCGGUGGUGUCGCAGUGGACUGCCCAGCCAUGAACAUCUGUUACUGUGACGGGUAUGGCUAUUGUUUUGGCGGCCCAGAAAAGUACGACGAAUUUUUCGAUUUGCGCUAUAUCCUCAGAGACCACGAAAACGAGGCGCGUGAGAUCCGCAAGAACGAGGCUCUGAUCAUGGAGGCCAAGUCUGAAGGCCGAUUACCAGAAGAGACUGACAAUCUAGUGAUUCCGGAACCUGGACGCAAAGAAUGGAUCCACGACGAGAUUGAGAAGCUACGUUGGGAGCUCGGAGGACGAAGGGCCGAGGCGUGGAAUAGGGGACGGGAUCCUCGCAACCGUGCUAUAGAGGCUGGUCGACAGUGGAAAGAGGAAGAUGGGUUUUAA
Molecule: messenger RNA, 1272 nt
Organism: Aureobasidium vineae
Lineage: Eukaryota; Fungi; Ascomycota; Dothideomycetes; Dothideales; Saccotheciaceae
Source: the annotation of a GenBank genome assembly